AUGUUACAUUUUCGCGGGCUUUUCCCAGCCCUCCUCCUCUCCCUCCUUCUCACCCUCGUCUCCUCCGAACACACCUCCAACUGGGCCGUUCUCGUCUCAACCUCGCGUUUCUGGUUCAACUACCGCCAUCUCGCCAAUGUCCUCUCCCUCUAUCGCACCGUCAAGCGUCUCGGGAUUCCCGACUCCCAGAUCAUCCUGAUGCUGCCUGAUGACAUGGCAUGCAACCCUCGAAACGCCUUCCCGGGCACGGUCUACAGCAACGCCGAUCGCGCGGUCGAUCUCUACGGUGACAACAUCGAGGUGGACUACCGCGGCUACGAGGUGACGGUCGAGAACUUCAUCCGGCUGCUGACCGACCGGCUGGAUGAAGACGUGCCGCGCAGCAAGCGUCUCGGGUCGGACGCGGGCAGCAACGUGCUCGUCUACAUGACCGGCCACGGCGGCGACCAGUUCCUGAAGUUCCAGGACGCGGAGGAAAUCGGCGCGUGGGAUCUGGCCGAUGCGUUCGGCCAGAUGUGGGAGAAGAAACGCUACCAUGAGCUGCUGUUCAUGAUCGACACGUGCCAGGCUAACACCAUGUACACGCAUUUCUACUCGCCCAACAUCAUCGCCACCGGCUCGAGCGCCCUCGACGAAUCGUCCUACUCGCACCAUGCCGACAACGACGUCGGCGUCGCCGUCAUCGACCGCUGGACGUACUACGUGCUCGAGUUCCUCGAGACGCAGGUCACCAGCGCCAAUUCGAAGCUCACGCUGGGCGACCUGUUCGACUCGUAUGACGAAGCCAAGAUCCAUUCUCAGCCGGGGGUGCGGUGGGAUCUCUUCCCCGGUGGUGAGCCCGAGGGUCGUCUGCGGACGGUGGUGGAUUUCUUUGGGAACGUGCAGAACAUCGAGGUCGAGAAUGCCAAUGCGACGGAGCCCGGUUCGCUCAAGGAGGAUCUGCUGGAGAUCGCCAGGCUGGUGGAGAAAUGGCGUGCCCGCGACCGAGAAUAUUUUGCGACGUUCAACGGCACGGCCAGCGUCACCGAGCCUCCGUUAGGCCGCUCUGAAUCAGUCGAGCUGCAUCGCAGUUCCCGUAGAGAAGCGGUGCAGCCGGCUAAGAUGGCAGGGGAGACUCCCUGGGAAAAGAGAGCACUUGGGGCGUCGGUGCUGGGCGUAUGUGCGGCUGUCUGGUUCGCUGGAUCGAUCUUGGGCCGGCCUUCGUAG
Molecule: messenger RNA, 1206 nt
Organism: Aspergillus terreus NIH2624
Lineage: Eukaryota; Fungi; Ascomycota; Eurotiomycetes; Eurotiales; Aspergillaceae
Product: GPI-anchor transamidase
Exons: 1
Coding region: 1-1206 (401 amino acids)
Biological process (GO): protein localization to cell surface; proteolysis; attachment of GPI anchor to protein
Cellular component (GO): GPI-anchor transamidase complex
Molecular function (GO): GPI-anchor transamidase activity
Source: RefSeq, a predicted model, not a curated record